UCUGAAAACGUCAGGCUGACACGUGGAUCCUUGUCACUUGCAAAUUGGUUGCCCUUUUUCCUCAAUCAUCUUCUUCUUUAGUCCUAGCUGAGCCUUGAUCAUGGCAACUUGUCCAUUUGCCCUAGCUUAUGAAAUGGAGGUUUUGAGCGAGGUGCAUCUGGAAUGCGGAUCUGGAUGCGUCGUGUCCUGCUUCACAAUCAGCAGCGCCAAGUCAGGUACACUCUCUGGGCUCGGAUCGUCCAGCCAAAUAUGUUCCUACGCAGACAAUGACAAAGUUCCAUCGGCUCAAGGGCGCAGCUCGGCUGCGCAUCAAGUGGAUACAAGGAGUGGAGUGGACGACGAUGGUGAUCUCAUUGUCGCUCGGAGAAGCACAGCAGUUUUGGUUCCAGACAGGCCGAGAGAGUCCAUACUGAUAUAUCACAACAUGGCCACUGCCAUCCCUCUAGUAGGUUUGCAGGUGUGGAGAGGAGCACUACUCCUUGCCGACUUUAUAAUCCACAAGUGCAAGAACACCUCCGACUUUGAGAAUGUCACGGCUCUGGAAUUCGGGUGCGGGACAGGACUAGCAGGCAUUACCCUUGCACGCCAUGCCAAGCUUGUUUUCCUGACGGACAGGGGUGCGGAUGUGCUUGACAACUGCUCUCGGAACGUUUUUGCAAACCGCGGGUCCUUUCUUCGGGGCGAGUCCGGCGUUAGAGUGCGAGAGCUGGAUUGGGAGGAAGGCUGGCCACCCCGGACGACAAACAUGCAACAGGCAGCGACGAGCUCUCCGUACCUUUGGAGCCAACAGGAUCUCAAGGAUGUGGAGGACGCCACCAUCUUUCUGGCCGCAGAUGUCAUCUACAGCGACGACUUGACCGAUGCUUUCUUCCGAGCUGUGUCAAAGAUGCUCCUUCCUGGAUCAAACAAAGUUGAGCCAAAGUCCUACCUUAAAGCUCUCGAGUUCCUUCUCACUCCACCUGGUGCACAGGCACUCUACCUUGGACUUGAGAAGCGCUACAAUUUUUCCAUGGACGCGCUGGACGUGGUAGCCAAUGGCUAUGCAAACUUUGUUGGACACCUGAGCGUAGAAGGUAUUCUCAUCUGGUCGUUCCUCGUCAGCCUGAUCCAGGAUGGUGCAGGGGAAAACACCAGUGCUGCAUUCCUCGGCAAACGUUUGGAUGAUUUCACGGUCCCAAAAUACAUUAUGGAAUACGAUCGCGGUACAGACUUGGAGCUAUGGGAGAUAUGUGCAGCGCCACAGAGGCAGUGAAAGCGGAGAGCACUAUUUGGCCUUGGCCGGAAGGACCUUCUCGACGAUCUUGUCGCUGAGCUCCUGCACUUGCGUCUCCAGGCUCUUGAGCGUCUCCUGCUUUUGCUCUUCCAAGUUGGCGAGAGCUUGAGCCAGCUCCUGCUCGAUUCGCUCCCUUGAUUUUUGCAGCUUGGCCUCCAGCUCCGCGGCAGUCUCCUUCUUCAUCUUGUUCAGUGCGGCGGUGGUCUCGGCUCUGGCCGCCUGAAUCAACGCCUCGGCUUCGUCUUGGAGCUUCUUAAUCUCCUCCGAGUUGUCCUUGACGCUC
Selaginella moellendorffii is the source of this 1556-nucleotide messenger RNA. Its product is annotated as methyltransferase-like protein 22. The transcript has 5 exons. NCBI's taxonomy places the organism in Eukaryota, Viridiplantae, Streptophyta, Lycopodiopsida, Selaginellales, Selaginellaceae. The coding region runs from base 101 to 1252 and encodes 383 amino acids. Gene Ontology annotation, molecular function: protein methyltransferase activity. Gene Ontology annotation, cellular component: nucleus. The record is from RefSeq and is a predicted model, not a curated record. Gene Ontology annotation, biological process: protein methylation.